AUGGCAGCAAAGACCGCAAAGACCGACGAGGAGGCUUUGGAGUCAUUGGAGGAAAAGCCUCUCUUGCAUGAUGAUGCCCGCAAGCUGCUGCCCAAGGUCUUCUGGAGCGUGGCUCUCAUCGCAGUUUCUGCCACGCUGAUUACCUACAACAAGUACUUGAUUCAUCCUUCCCGGUUCCCCUAUCCGGUGAUGUUGGUCUUUCUUCACAUGGCCGGUGGCUCCGUGCUGAGCACACUGCUUCUUCUGGUCGCUCCGAGACUGUUCCCGGCCCUCACAGAUCCAGACAAGAAGGGACACGUCGACCUCCAUCUCGUGGCUCGCGUAAUGCCCGUCGGCUUGGCCUUCGUGACGUCGCUGAUACUGAGCAACACCGCGUACCAGUAUGCUAGCAUACCUUUUCUGCAGAUGAUAAAGCAGAGCAACGUGAUCAUCGUCUUCAUGCUUUCGCUCUUGCUGGGACUGGAGCAGUUCCGUGCCCGACUGGUUUUCGUGCUUUUUGGCGUCAUGCUUGCCACGACACUCACCGUGCAUGGCGAGGUGAACUUCUCGCUCACGGGGCUCCUCAUACAGCUGCUCUGCAACUUCGCGGAGUCCUCGAAGGUCGUGAUGCAAGGAGUUCUGCUCUCUGGUGCUCUUCGGCUCGACCCCAUGUCCUUCGUAGCCGUCGUCUCGCCGCUCUGCGGCGCUCUCCUAGGAGGCCUCAUUCUGCUCCAGCCGCGAGUCCACGCCCUGUCUUGGAUCGUUCUUCCUGCGGCUGAGACCUUCCGACGCUGUGGCUUGCUGUUGGCAGGUGCCGGGGUCCGGUGCCUUCAGCUUCAAAGCUCGAAAGGGCUUGUGCCUGCAGUGGCAUGA
Messenger RNA from Symbiodinium sp. CCMP2592, 852 nucleotides. NCBI's taxonomy places the organism in Eukaryota, Dinophyceae, Suessiales, Symbiodiniaceae. The record is from the annotation of a GenBank genome assembly.